ACAAAACUUUGUCAAAUGGGACGGACCAGUUAUGGAGUAUAGGGGGUAGGAUAUCUGCUAAUGCGGACCUAUUCUAUUGCGGUUAGAAUCAGCCUCAGGGCAUCCUCUAACCCCGGCCUUCCGCUCACACAGGAUAGGACAUCAGCUCAUGGGGCGGACCUAUUCUAAUGGGACUAGAAUCAGCACGCAUGAAUAAAUCAAUACCAGGCGUACAGUGAUCAUUUGCUGGAGAUACUCCAACUACUGGUAGCGGAUGUUAUGCUACGUCGUAUACACGAGAAAGAGGCGUCUGAAUCGUGGUGCAUGUAUGCAAGUGAUUGAAUAUAUAAACCGAUGUCGACGGAUGUCACAACCUCCAUUCAACAGUAAACGUGGGCGAGUGUGUAACUGAGUGACACGCCUAUCUCCGUGUGACAAUCGCAUUACAAGAAAUAACGUGCGUGAUCUUCAUACUAGUUAACAAGUUUACCAAACACGACGUGGCCCCAAUGACGACAUAGUGUAUACUCCAUUACCCAAGAAGAGUCCAUGACAUUAAGGAUCUGAGAAGGAAUUCUAUUUUGUAAUUCCGUGGAGACGUCGAAUUUAUCAAGACGCUGAAAGUCCAGUGUACAACAUUCAGACGACAUGCAUCAUAUCAUAGCGAGGAAGAUGGUUCUUGGGACACUGUGUUUAGUUUUGUUUUUCCUAGUUAUGAAGUCCCCUGUAAAAUGUAGCAACUGUUUUGACACGGAUUCUUUACUGAAGCAAGAUAGUGCCAUGGUGGGCUAUAUAUUUGACAUCGUGCGGCCUUCCACAAUAUAUGGCUGUUCUUCGGAGUGCCUCAGAUCAUCAACCUGCAGGUCAUUUAACUUUGAUCUGGUGACACGCACCUGCCACCUCAACAGCAACAUCAGCAAUCAUACCAACGUCAUCUUCAAACAAGGCUACGUCUUCAGUGACAUUGAGUUGUGGCCUGCGGCUCUGUCUGGUCCAUGCUGGGGGACCCAGUGUCCUGCUGGAUACCGAUGUACAGUCAACAGACUCGACCGUCCAGCUUGUCAGCAAGAAUUCCAAGGUUGUGGCUCACCGCCUCCAGGGGUACCAAACAGCGAGGUAAAGUAUGAUGGCCAUUACAUGGGAGCCGAGGCUAAGUACACGUGCACAGACGACUUCCGGUCCUGUCACAUGAAUUCCAUAAGCGUGUGCCAGGCAUCUACCGGCAUGUGGCAGAAAGUGACUGACCUCUGUGGACGCUUCAGAUUCCUAAAUACCGGCCGGGCAGAUUUCCCCUGUGGCCCAGCAAGUCGCUUCACUGCGACGUUGCAAGGAGUUCUGACGGAUAACAAGAUGGAAAUAGUGAUUCGAGGAGCCACAAAAGGAGCCACAACUUCUACAUUCCAUGUAAUCUUUAGAGUUGACCGAAACAGCAUCACAUACACCACAGUCUCUAACGGCACCUUUGGCACGACCGGGAAUGUAUCAGCGAUGAUUCUACCACCCCGCCAGGACUUUAACAUAGAAGUCCAACUCAAGGAAGGCGUUUACACGAUGGCGAUAGAUGGCGCCGCUUUGCCGCCUUUCCCGGAAAGACUAGCAAACGUACAACCCUACCGUAUAAUGGCACGCGGGGACGUCAACGUCAACACUGUCGUCAUUCAAAUAUGACGUUGGGGUCAUUAACUUUCAAAGGACAUAAUCCCAUAUUCUAUUCUCUGCCGAGUGACGAUACACUGAUAGCCACCCUUUGUGAUAUAUAGCGAUAAGUUCAAAGCUACGAGUGAUGGUUCAAGGCCAGGAUCGCCGUAACGGCAGCACUACACCUUACGUUAACACACUUAUUGACAAUUUUAAACAUUUUGUUCCAUUGUCUACACACACCGUGUGUUUACAAGCGCAUGACCAUGGCAGCUGUCCUGAUGUCACUAUGAGUCUACCUACGUACAAACAACUGUCGCACAUCGCCA
Molecule: messenger RNA, 1946 nt
Organism: Haliotis rufescens (red abalone)
Lineage: Eukaryota; Metazoa; Mollusca; Gastropoda; Lepetellida; Haliotidae
Exons: 6
Coding region: 628-1647 (339 amino acids)
Molecular function (GO): carbohydrate binding
Source: RefSeq, a predicted model, not a curated record